Molecule: messenger RNA, 2349 nt
Organism: Panicum virgatum (switchgrass)
Lineage: Eukaryota; Viridiplantae; Streptophyta; Magnoliopsida; Poales; Poaceae
Product: cytochrome P450 94B3-like
Exons: 1
Coding region: 426-2057 (543 amino acids)
Molecular function (GO): oxidoreductase activity, acting on paired donors, with incorporation or reduction of molecular oxygen; heme binding; monooxygenase activity
Source: RefSeq, a predicted model, not a curated record
AUAGGAUAACAAUUACCACAAACAAACGAAAAAUAAUACAAUAUACCACAAUAUCCGAUGUGACUUUUUUUACCUCUAUUUUACCUAUCUAAACACACCCUCUGUUUUCACCAACCACACAUGUGCAAGGCCCGCAUGGGGACGGCACACACGCGGAACACGAGGUCGUAUCUACUCCUGCAAAUUGCAGACCAUCGAGUUAAUGGUUGGUCCACAAGGGUCCCCAAGGGUACACGUAGGUACAUGUGCAGGUCGAUGAUGGGGGUGGCCAUAAAAAUGAACUCUCGCCAUGCCGCACACGACACGCACAAAAUACAAAAAUAUCGUCGAUCACCUCACGUACUAGUUUGAAUGAAUUUCAUUUCAUAAUAAUCACUAGUAGCUUUUGCAUUUGCAGCCCGAGCAAGGAGGCAAAAGCUAGCCAAAUGGAAAUGCAGCCACUCUCCCUGCUGGCCUCAUGGCCUCUCCUCCUCGUCCUGCUCCUCCUCCCCCUCGUCUGCUUGCUGUACCUGCGCCAGCAGGAUCACGGCAGCAAGCAGCAGCAGCAGCAGCCAUCGGACGACGACCUCAAGUCCUACCCGAUCGUCGGCAGGUUCCCUCACCUGGUCAAGAACGGCCACCGCCUCAUCGAAUGGUCGGUCGAGGUCGCGAAGCGGAGCCCGACGCAGACCACGGCCUUCAAGGCCCUCGGCCUGCCCGGCGUCGUCAUCACCGCCCACCCGGACAACGUCGAGCACAUCGCCAAGACGAGCUUCGCCAUCUACCCCAAGGGCGACUACAUGUCGUCGACGCUCGAGGACUUCCUCGGCCGCGGCAUCUUCAACUCCGACGGCGAGCAGUGGCUGUGGCAGCGCAAGGCCACCAGCUUCGAGUUCAGCAACCGCUCGCUGCGCAAGUUCAUCGUCGACACCGUCCAGGCCGAGGUCGCCGGCCGGUUCCUGCCGCUGCUCGAGCAGGCCGAGCGCCACGGCCGCGCGCUGGACAUGCAGCACGUCUUCGAGUGCUUCGCCUUCGACAACAUCUGCCACGUGGCCUUCGGCGACGACCCGGGCUGCCUCGCCGUGGAGGCCGGCGGCGCGGCGGCGGCGCCACCCCAGGGCCCGGAGUUCGCGCGCGCCUUCGACUACGUGGAGGGCGCCAUCCUGGGCCGGUUUAACCCGCUGGCGACGUUCCUGUGGCGCCUCAAGAGGGCGCUCAACAUGGAGCCCGAGAGGCAGAUCCGCGAGGCGCUCGGCGUCGUCCACGCCUACGCCGACAGGAUCGUCCGGAGGUGCCGGGAGAGGAGGGAGGCCGCCGGCGGGGCCGGGCCGCCGGAGAGCAGGGGCGACUUCCUGGCGCACAUCGCCGCCCGCGAGGACCUCAGCGACGAGAGCCUCCGGGACGUCGUCACCAACCUCCUCCUCGCCGGGCGCGACACCACGUCCGCCGCGCUGACGUGGUUCUUCUGGCUGGUCUCCGCCCGGCCCGACGUCGAGCGCAGGAUCGUGGACGAGAUCCGCAGGGUGCGCGGCGGCGGGCCGUCAAGGUCGCCGGCGGCGGCGGCGGCGGAGGCGUUCAUCACCUUCGAGGAGCUCCGGGAGAUGCACUACAUCCACGCCGCCAUCACCGAGUCGAUGCGGCUGUACCCGCCGGUGCCGAUGGGCAUGCACCACUGCAAGCGGGACGACGUGCUGCCGGACGGCACGUUCGUGGGGAAAGGGUGGACGGUGAACCACUCGGUGUACGCCAUGUCGCGGCUGGAGGGCCUGUGGGGCAAGGACUGCGAGGAGUUCAGGCCGGAGCGGUGGCUCCGGGAGGACGGCACGUUCCAGCCGGAGAGCCCGUUCAGGUUCCCGGUGUUCCACGCGGGGCCGAGGAUGUGCCUCGGCAAGGAGCUGGCCUACAUCCAGAUGAAGUCCAUCGUCUCCUGCGCCUUCGAGAGGUUCAGCUUCCAGUACCGGGGCGGCCAGGAGCACCCUGGGCUGGACUGGACGAUCACGCUCAGGAUGAAAGGCGGCUUGCCGAUGCAAGUGACCAAGCAGCGGCUGGGGCUAGAGGCAGAGGCACCUCUAGGAUAGAUACUACUCCUGUAAUCCUGUGCUGCUACUUUUUUGCCAUUUCAUAUCUUAUCGCGUCUAAUAAUCUCUGCAUGUAAUGUUCACAGCUAGCCUGCCUCAGAUGUAGGCACGCACAUCCAUCUCGAGGCCAGUCCUUCGGUUGUUUUUGCUUUGUUAUUCUGAGACAGAGAGAAAUAAGUGUAAAAUACUCCUACGUGGGUGGUACUCCUUAUUGUCUCCGUAUGUCAUCUAGCAUCCUAAACUGGAUCUGGAAAAGCAUUUCCGGAAAUCAGAUCCUAGAACUUUUUCUCAA